CUGUAAUUAUGAACAGACUUCUAUGUGCUAUAGUGACUAGGGUUUAAGGCUCCUCGUUGUCACAGUUGAGGUUUUAUAAUUCUGUUGAAUCUUGUUCCACGAAGGAGAAUGGGUGCAAAGGCUAAGAACGAAGAAGAAGAACUAAACACUUCGAAGAUGGUUGCCGUCCAAUCUGCGGCAUCCAAGGACGCGAACCCUGAUUCGUUGGUAGUUUCUGAAGAGGAAGCGAUGAAAGUCAAAAAAUACCUCAGAGGUGAAGCUGCGAAUAUAGGAGUUUUACAAGAUAAGAAAUUGAAAGGUCAGUUGGCCGUGAGGGAAGAACUGUAUGGAAAGUCCGCGCAAGCCGCUGCCAAGGCUGAGGAGUGGCUUAUGCCAAGUGAAGGAGGCUAUCUGGAAGCCGAGGGUAUUGAGAAGACAUGGAGGAUUAAGCAGGAGGCAAUUGCUGCUGAAGUAGACAUCCUAAGUUCCAGAAAACAGUAUGAUAUUGUCUUACCAGAUUUUGGUCCUUACACUCUCAACUUCGAUAUGAGUGGUCAAUAUAUGUUCACUGGUGCAAGAAAAGGUCAUCUAGCCCUUAUGGACAUGAAAAAUAUGGACCUUGUUAAAGAAUUUCACGUUAGAGAAACGGUUCGUGAUGUGGUAUUUUUGCACAAUCAGAAGUUUUUUGCUGCUGCUCAAAAGAAGUAUGUGUAUAUGUAUAAUGAUAGGGGAACCGAUCUGCACUGCCUGAAGGAACAUGGUGCCAUAAGAAAGCUUCAGUUUUUGAACAAGCAUUUCCUCUUAACCUCUAUUAACAAAUUCAGUCAGCUUCAUUACCAAGACAUUACGAAAGGAUUGAUGGUGGGCAAUUAUCGAACUGGUCUGGGGCGAUCCGAAGCCAUGGAGGUUAAUCCCUACAACAGUGUUGUGGCUGUCGGUCAUUCUGGUGGUACAGUUAGCAUGUGGAAGCCGACCAGUGCAGCUCCACUCGUCAAGAUGCUGUGUCAUCAGGGGCCUAUCACAGCUUUGGCAUUUCACCCCAACGGCCAUCUCAUGGCAACGGCUGGAAUGGAAAGGAAAAUUAAACUCUGGGAUUUGAGGAAAUUCGAGCCUCUCCAAACACUUCCCGGACAUGCCAAAGCCCUCGACUUUAGCCAGAAAGGUAUGCUCGCUACUGCCACCGGCUCUUUUGUUCAGAUACUGGUAGAUUUGUCGGGAUCACAAGAAUACAGCCGCUACAUGGGGCAUUCUAUGGUUAAGGGUUACCAAAUAAACCGAGUAUCGUUUAGGCCUUACGAAGAUGUAUUGGCCAGGCACUCAAUGGGUUGGUCUUCUAUACUCAUUCCCGGAUCCGGAGAACCGAAUUUUGAUAGUAGGGUGGCGAACCGUUUCGAGACACGCAAGCAGAGAAACGAGAAGGAAGUUCAUCUUCUUCUCGACAAACUUCCCCCGGAGACAAUCAUGUUGAACCCAUCUGAGAUUGGUUCGGUGAGACCCAACCGGAGGAAAGAAACUAGUAAGGACCAGAAAGAAGCAGAACUUGAAGCUGCCAUGGUAGCUGCCAAAGAUGCUUCUUUCAAGAAGAAAACAAAAGGUCGGAGCAAGCCGAGCAAAUUGGCAAAGAAGAAGCAGGAAGCUAUAGUGAAAGCCAAAAGACCAUUCUUGGAGCAUCAAGCUCGCGACGAAGAUAAGUUGAAGAAGAAGAGGAAGAGAAGCGAAGAGACUCGACUGCCAAAGUCGCUGCAGCAGUUUGCUCGAAAUGCAUCUUCUUCGUGAUUACCCGGCACUGAGUUCUAUCGAGCAUUAUUUACGAUGAACUGCAGAUUCGUGUGGAAGGAAGAAUGUCAUGUAAAAUGAUGGAAAUUUUGUAUUAGUAGCUAUGUGUAAGUAUGAUCAAUGGGGCAGGUUGAAGGUAAAACAAUGUUGUGUUCGUUGCAAUUUAAAAUUCAUUUUUUUGA
Messenger RNA from Andrographis paniculata, 1937 nucleotides. RefSeq names its product probable U3 small nucleolar RNA-associated protein 7. Gene Ontology annotation, cellular component: small-subunit processome; 90S preribosome; nucleolus. Gene Ontology annotation, molecular function: protein binding. The record is from RefSeq and is a predicted model, not a curated record. Gene Ontology annotation, biological process: maturation of SSU-rRNA from tricistronic rRNA transcript (SSU-rRNA, 5.8S rRNA, LSU-rRNA). NCBI's taxonomy places the organism in Eukaryota, Viridiplantae, Streptophyta, Magnoliopsida, Lamiales, Acanthaceae.